This is a messenger RNA of Phragmites australis (common reed), 678 nucleotides long. RefSeq lists its product as uncharacterized. The record is from RefSeq and is a predicted model, not a curated record. The coding region runs from base 1 to 678 and encodes 225 amino acids. The transcript has a single exon. Lineage: Eukaryota; Viridiplantae; Streptophyta; Magnoliopsida; Poales; Poaceae.
AUGAGAGAAGAUAAGCACCGUGACGUCAGCAAACAGGGCUGGGAGAGAAGCCCCCAGGAGUUUCACAUCCACCAAGGACACAAUUGCAAGCGACUGCUGGGGAGAAACAAGCCAUGGGAAGGAGCUCACUCCUCGCCGCGCCCCUCCUCCUUGCCGCCGCUGCGCUCUGCUGUUGCGGCGGCCGUCGAUGCGGCCGUAGACUCAUGCAACGUGAUCCGCGACUUCGUGGACUUCGCUUUCUGCGCGUCGCGGCUGCGGCCCGUACCGUGGGGCGCAUCCGCAGACCGGCGUGGCCACCUCCUCAUCGAGGCGGACCUGGUCGCGGCGAGCGGGGCAUCCUCGCGGUACACCGUGACGGCGAUGGUGCGGGAUGAGCGCGACGCGCUGGAGGCAUGCGGGAACCUGUACGGGUCCGCAUCGGUGCCGGCCCUGCGCCUCAUGCGCUGGUACGCGGUGGAGCAGAGCUGGGGCGCCGCACGCUCGCUGCUGCCGCUCACGGGGCAGGCCGGGAUCAGGUGCGAGGUGGCGCUCAGGGGUGCCGCGAGAAGGAUGGCCAGGGCCAACCGCGAGUUCGACCAGCUCAUCACCAUGGUCACCGUGCUGCUCAUGAACAAUGCCAAUGUUUGGGUGCUAUAUAUUGUGCAAAUAUAUGGGAUCAUCCUGAUUAAUGUGCUGUGA